GUCCCAAGAUGCAGUUCCACACUUCCGGGCGGGCUGUCUGGUUACAGUCUCUAAGCGGGUUUAGGGACUCAGGCUCACUAAAGUUUUUUGGCUUUGUUGCAAAAGAAGGUCAAAGUUUGAUUUUUCUCCAGUGAACAAGCUUACAGAUUAAGAUUUAUGUCACUCCAGGAAGUAAACAAACAUGCAGUUCUUCCUCCCAUCAUUAGUAGAAGUGACAAGGAGUUUUUGGAAAGCAUACAAAGAUACAUAAUUACAGAAACCAAGAGAGUGGGCUGCAACGAGGAAGGACCUGCUGACGAGUAUUUCACCAUAUACCGAAAUGUUUUCGACAAGGUAAUAGACUAUGUCAAUUCAUACAAGUCCGUUCUUACUUCAAUCAAAAAAGAAUACGAUGCUUUUAUUGAGACAAUAAAGAAAGGCCGAAGAACUGCUUUUUAUCUUCAUGGGAAACUUAAAGUCUUGGCAGCAGAGCCCACAGCACUAGUGUAUCACCAGAGAAGAGCCAUCCAACUUGAAGCAAAAGUGAGGAUUAUUGAAAAUAAUUCCAAAGAGAUUCAGUCGCAAAUAGACGAGAUGAGACAGCUGAGGGCAGAGUAUGACAAGAAAGAAGUGAAGCUCUGUGCUUCCACCAGGCAGCUCUGGAGACCCAUCCCAGGGAUGACUCUUCAAGAUUCUGUCAAUCUGGAUGCUCUCAAUAAAUAUAAGCAGCAUCUUGAAGAUAGAUAUAUGAAGUGUAAGCAAGAUAUGUCAACAGAGUAUGUACCAGCCCAAAAGAAGGCUGACCUGGAUGAGGAAAUGAUUGUGUUACUGAAACGCCGAGAUUUAGCCGAAAGUCUGAACAAAGACCUGCAGUUUCGCCAUCAAAGACUGCAGGUUAUUUCACACACACUUACUUCAUGGCUGAAGCAUAACAUGAGAAUCCCAUUUGAAGAUGUCUUGGAGAAAAUUCAGAAAACCAAAGCAGUCUUCGGUGAUGAAAGCAUUGUUGAUGAGCUGUUUGAAGAUGACCCAAGCAAAACGAAAGAAGCUAUAAUUAUUCUUUACUACAUCGAAAGGUUCAAUGAAUUAAUCUCCCUUGGCGAAUAUGAGAAGGCAGCUUGUUUUGCAGCAAACAGUCCAAGAAGAAUUCUUCAAAAUAUUGGUACAAUGAAUAAAUUUAAGGCUGUUGGAAAAAUUAGAGGAAAACCUCUCCCAUUACUCUUGUUUUUUGAGGCUAUAUUUAGCACGAGUCAGGCCUUCAAACGCCCUAUUAAUGCUGACCUAACCGUGGAGGGAAUCAAAUGUGGACUGUCUGAAAAACGGCUUGAUUUAGUUACCCAUUGGAUCACCCAGGAAAAGCUGACAUUUUCUGAGAAGGCUGGGGAUAUUGUUUUUGCUUAUGGGGAGCAGAACACAUACCACAAGCCUAACUGCUUGGCUUUAGCUCAGAUUAUCUACAACGAAUGUGGUUUACACAAGAAAGCUCUUCUUUGCCUGUGUAAACAGGGUCAGAUUCAUGAGGCUGUGGAACAGAUUCAACAGUUAAAGGACUUCACCUUUGAUGACCUGAUAAACCUAAUAACAGCGUGUCCCCAAACUGAGCUAGUUAAAUGUCUUACUCAAGAGAGGGAUGGAAAACCACCAUUUUUAUCUUUUGCGCUUGCUGUGCUUCAUCUGUUUUCUGUGGACAUGAAAAAGGUUGGCAUUAAGCUGCUUCAGGAGAUCAGUAAAGGCGGGAAAGAUGAAAUAGAGCAUCUUGUGAUGGACGAUCCAUUUUGCUCCUUAGAAAAAUGGCAAGAUAUGGCAAAUAUCUGUUUACAGAAUGGUUUUGAAAAUUUGUCUAGUGACAUCAUGGCCAUUCUUCGAUCCCAGGCUGGAGUUUCAGAAAUUUCUGAAGAUAAUUCCAUCAACUUAAUGGAACAUGUUUUUUGGUAGUUCUACGUUUUAUCCAGCUGAGAGCGCUUGUACAACAUUUUAUAGGCAUUGGCUGGGCAAACUGG
Messenger RNA from Chionomys nivalis (European snow vole), 1979 nucleotides. RefSeq names its product clathrin heavy chain linker domain containing 1 (gene Clhc1). NCBI's taxonomy places the organism in Eukaryota, Metazoa, Chordata, Mammalia, Rodentia, Cricetidae. The record is from RefSeq and is a predicted model, not a curated record. The transcript is spliced from 12 exons. Bases 157 to 1914 code for a protein of 585 amino acids.